ACCAAGAUGGCUCCAAACAUCUCCAUAGGACAGCAGAAGCUAGUUAUCUUAGAGGAAGAGGAAAUUCUCCAGUAUGUCCACCCAUCGCUUCUAAAAGUGGACUAUGCAAGCAGAAAAGUGCAGGGUGUUAUUAUUAUUGGAACAUUUAUCAUUGUUUUGGCCCUCUUUUUUGGGUCCAUGUUGUUCUGCAAUAUGUUCUCAGCCUUUCGCUCGCUAGUGUCCAAACAAAAAGUGUUUAUGAGCCUGGCCAUAGUGCGGGCUGUGUACGGUGUGUUUUGUAUCGUAAUAGGAUGUUAUUUUAUUUUUAAAACAACAUCUCUGGAUAGGGAUAUUGUGUUUGGGAAGAAUGCUACCAGCACUGUUGCUAUGUGUGUGACUGUAGGGUUUUUUUUGUUUGAGCUUUCCGCUGUGGUUUUGUCCGACCUGGUGUAUAAAACAUUUUCCAAAAUGUUGAUAAUGCAUCACAGCUUAGCUCUUAUUGCCUUCACCCUAGCUGUAGUUUACGAAUCAAAUUAUGCUAUUGGCUGUAAAGGUUUGAUUCUUGAAAUGAGCACCCCAUUUUCAUGUAUAUGCUACUUACUUCUUAAAGCGGGUAUGGAAAGCAGUAAACUAUGGACUAUAAAUCAGUGUGUCCUCAUACACACCUUCCACCUUCGGAGCGUGGUUGAGUGCCACCUAUGGUACGUCGGUUACCAAAACUGGACGGAAAUCUAUGCCCGUAUGCCCCUCCCUAUUUUUGUGAUGAUGUACACUAACCUGACCCUGGCUACCUUUAUCAUGACCCCGUACUGGGGCUACAGAAAAACGCAGCAGCUCUUCAACCCCGUAGAUUGGAACUUUCAGGAAUCCAGAAACACCGACAGCAUCUCAAAUGGCAGUGUUAAGAAAGAUGACUGAAUCAUUUUCUUCAACUCACAAACCUCCAUACACAUCUGAUUGUGAAUAAAUCUAUUCCAUAUGCAUUAUAAAUACUCAGUUG
Physella acuta is the source of this 979-nucleotide messenger RNA. RefSeq names its product protein CLN8-like. Gene Ontology annotation, cellular component: membrane; endoplasmic reticulum. The record is from RefSeq and is a predicted model, not a curated record. NCBI's taxonomy places the organism in Eukaryota, Metazoa, Mollusca, Gastropoda, Physidae. Gene Ontology annotation, biological process: lipid homeostasis.